This is a messenger RNA of Prosopis cineraria, 1589 nucleotides long. RefSeq names its product transcription factor TCP17-like. Gene Ontology annotation, cellular component: nucleus. The transcript is spliced from 2 exons. Bases 238 to 1245 code for a protein of 335 amino acids. The record is from RefSeq and is a predicted model, not a curated record. Gene Ontology annotation, molecular function: DNA-binding transcription factor activity; sequence-specific DNA binding. Lineage: Eukaryota; Viridiplantae; Streptophyta; Magnoliopsida; Fabales; Fabaceae.
AGGCUGGGAAAGGAUUUUCUUUGUCUUCUGCAUCACCAUCUUCCUCAUCUUUUCUUUCUUAUCCAUGGCGAAUAGCUCAUAACAGAAUUCACAAACAGCUCCAGCUGGAAUCCCCUCUCUCUCUCUCUCUCUUUCACGUAAGAAUAGUUCGAUCGAUGAGGAGAGAAGCAAUGAACUGGAUGUUUUGAAGAAGGAGACGAUAAUAUAUCAUCAAGAGAGAUAAUAAUUAGAAAGAAGAUGAUAAACGAAGAUUCAAGAGAAGGAUAUUACAAAGCCAAGCAAGAGGGAGGUACCAUCAACAACAACACUGAGAAAUUCUCGAAGGUACCAAAUUCAAGACAGUGGCCAGGGUUCAGAAAUCCAAGAAUUGUGCGAGUUUCUCGAUCUUUCGGAGGAAAAGAUAGGCACAGCAAGGUUUGCACCAUAAGAGGACUAAGAGACAGAAGGAUUAGGCUAUCAGUACCAACAGCAGUUCAGAUUUAUGAUCUUCAAGACAGGCUUGGACUAAGCCAACCCAGUAAGGUCAUAGAUUGGCUGCUUGAAGCCACAAAGUAUGAUAUUGAUAAGCUCCCACCUCUUCAAAUUCCUCAUGGUUUCCCUCAAUUUAAUACACAAACCCUACUUCCUCAUCAUCAUUAUGAACCGGCAAUUUCCUUGCACUCUUCUCUUGAUAUAGGAUCUGUGUUUGAAAAGGGAAAGUGGGCCAAGGCAAGUGAAGGAGGAAAUGAAGAUGGGUUUGGUGAGAUUCCAUUUCAUCAGAAGAAUUUUCCCUCUGGGGCUCAGCACUACAAUGGCAUGCUAUGUAAUUAUAACCCCCAUCAUUUGGAACCUGCAAGUCUAUCUUUAUCCCAAUUUGGAAGCCAUGGAUUGGUGUUUCCUCCACAGACGGAAUAUGCAAAUACUCAAAGCAGUAGUGGCAAUGGCGUACAAUUUUCAUCUUGUUUUCCUGCUGUAGUACCACCAUCUUCUGGUUCUAAAUUACUGUUUUGCCCAUCUUCUUCUUCUACUUCUGCCACAGUACCUUCGUUUUUUCCUCCACAUCAGGUUGCCACCUCAGCAGAAGACAAUGAUCCGAGAGGACAGUUCAACAACCAUGUUCAUCAGUUGCUGAGCUCCUCUAGUUCUCAUUUACCGACAGCUCCUAAUUACCCUCACAUUUCAUGUCUGAAACACCUCCCAGUACCAUUUACUUCUAAGCUUCUAGAUUCAGAUCAUAAUCAACCACCAAAGGAAAGUACUCUUUGAUGCAUAUCUCAUAGUUGAUUGUAACUGUUAACACAGCUCCGCUGUGCGUGUUGAAGGAUAUGAGUACAAGAACAGCAAUGGGCAAAUGCAUGCUUACUUCUCUUGGAUAUUCUUCAAAGCAGUUUAUCAAGAUGCUGAAGCACAUAAACUCCGCUGUGGAGCUAUAUGGUGAACGCACGCACGCUUGUAAGUAUGGCAUUAAUUGCUAUAUAUAUAUAUAUAUAUAUUUGGGAUUAUGUUUGAAUCUUUGCGGUUUUUGGGUGCUAUAUAGACCAUAUGUUGGCAAAACCAUUGUGGGUGCAAUUCAGACGAAAUAAAGCUAAAAUGAAGUUUAUUUGCUUAUA